Messenger RNA from Vitrella brassicaformis, 5086 nucleotides. The record is from the annotation of a GenBank genome assembly. NCBI's taxonomy places the organism in Eukaryota, Vitrellaceae.
GUCGAAUGCGCAGCGUUGGUGUUGUGUGGGUAUCCUUGGUCAUCAUGGACGUCUUUGACGACCACGAAGACGACGAGCUUCCUCUUCCACCGCUCAGAAGCCCAGAGGAAUGCGACGCGUAUAUGAAGUAUGAUCAGGCUCAGCGAAUACAACGCUGCACAGAAGGCACACACGUCAGUCUGUGUGUGUGGAUUCAAUGCGUUCAUUCGUGCAGGAAGACGUCCACGGGGCUGUUCAGCCUCACCUGGUUCGCAUCGCCUCUUUUUUUCUGGAAGCGCCCAGGUAAGCUGGAGGGGUAAUAUAUGAACACGAGAGGGUAUGGUGACACGCUCGAUGUCUCUUUCUCUCCACAGACACACUCAAGCGGGAGAGCGUUUUGGGUGAGAGAUACAAGAACAUACAUACAAACGAAUUACGUACUUGCACGCAACGCACCAUGUUUGGCCUUCGCCUGUCUCGUCCUGUCUGUCUGCAUCUGCAGGGGGCCAGCACGACAUUGCCAAUGCGCUCCCAGCAGCAAAAUCCGGCGUGCCACCAAGAUGGUCACAGACCGACGCCGACGUUCUCCUCAAAAACUCAAAGCUCAUCGAUGUCGCCACACUCAACAACUAUGCCGCCUGGCUUUUCAUGUAAGAAGAAAGAGAUACACCUGCUCGCCGCGCUAAGCUGCAUGUGGAACUGAUAUCUUUACAGGGUGGUUGUGGUCUUAAUCGGCUGUCUCAGAGCUUCGGCAGAGCAAUGGGUAGAGGCGGACACCCCCAUAUUGCUGCAUCUGCAUAUUCGACGGUCUCUUGGUGUACAUAUGUGUGCCUACGUGUGCAGAUGCAGGAAGUGCCUGGCUUUCUGGACGAGCGGGGUCUCCAGCGGUAUUCGAGCACGCAGGAGUACAUCGACGUGUCAAUCAGACGCGCCGAGGUCAAGCAGCAUGUGAACACCCCCUCCAUCAUCAUGGGCGCGGUCUGGCUGCUGCUGCCUUUCUCCGCGACCAUCAUCAUACUCAACCACUUAUUCGGAUACCGACGCACAAUCGACGUAAGCAAGCAAGCCGGUGAGUGACAUAUCCGCUGCUCUCCGUUGUUUGUUUGUUUGUUUGUUUGUCAAUCAGCAUUGGAACUUCAAGAGGUGGAAGGACAGGGCGCGCGAAGUGAAGAGGCAGCUGCGGCUGAACCCUCCACGCGUCCGCAGGGGCACAGUGAUGAUCAUGGAUAUGUCCCAGGGCAGUAUCAAGUUCGAUUGGAUGACUCAAUUCAACUUCUUUGUCCGUCGGAUUCGCCGCUGCCUCGAAGACAUGUCCUUCAGCUUCGGUAUCGCCGGCAGAUUCUUCUGGUGCCCAUACGUUUUUGUCGAGGUGAUGAGAAGAGGCGAAAGGACGUGACGGGUGACGAAUUGACGCGUCCGACUGUCAGGCUUUGACGAUGGCCUUCCAGUCGUUUCGGUGUCUGCGGCUGGCUGGCUAUGAUUUGGUUCAGUGGGACGAGGUGCCAGCGGAAUUCUUCUCGGUGCACUUUGCCCUGGCGGCGCUCAUCGCUUUGCAUUCUUCGGUGGUCAUUAUCAACUGCCUAGUUGGGCGGAGAGGGUCAGUCAAAAGCGACAAAUCAUAAAUGAAUGCAGUGCGUGCGCCUUUGCCUGUGCAUGCAUGUGCAGGCUGGCCAUCAUCCUGUCUCUGGUGCUUUCGCUCCUCUACACAGUGCACUCUGUCUUCCUGCGCACCGACCUCAUGUCGCACGACACUCCGUUGCUGGCCAUCCUGGCAGCAAUGCGCUCCAACCAAGAGCUCGACUUCUGUGCCGAGUACCUGCCGCUCAUGUCGGCGCUGUACUCUCUGCGGACAGUGGAUGCGCUGCUGCUGCUCAAGAGCUACAAGGACUGGACAAAGGCCAAGGCAGGGGGAAAGCUGGGUGGAAAGCACGGCGCGAUGACCAAGUCCCUCUCGAAGCUGGGUGACUCUGAGGAAAGCUCAGAGCCACAGGAGAGCCCCAAAGAGAGCCCGAAGGCUGACACGGGCUGCCGGCAAAAGUUCAGGAGGUCCUCAUCGACACUCUCACAGCUAGUCGACCCUCAGGUGAGAGUGAGUGAGGCACGAAUGGAUGAUCUAUGUGUCUCCGUCACUUUCCCACCUUUCAGCGCCUCAAAAAGCAAUGGACUGGCGUGUUCCAUAUAGAUGAAGUGCUGGAAGACGAAAUCCAGGAGCCGACGUCAUGGAGCUUGCGACGCGACAGCGGCCGCGCGUCCGUAGCCUCCAGCAGGAGGACCAGCGACGGCCUCAAAAGAAGAUUCGAAGUGCCAGUCACCAUCAGAGUACAUAUGCAAUGCAUUGCCGCCAGCAGAAGAAUCGUCGUUCAUGUUUGUCUCAUGCGCAGGCUCUGACUGGGCUGGAUGACCCCGGCCGAGAGCACGUCGAUGCCUCCCCAUUCUCCUCCCCGAUCACUGCAGCCCCCCCUACCCGAAACCUCUUUCCCCCCCAAGUGACUGUCCGUGGAGGCCAGUCCGUCCACCCCGGUCCCCUCACCCCCGUCCCAGAAGACAGCGCGACAAAGGGCGGAUUCCCCGCGGAAAGCAGGCGAAUAUCGUCAGCGUCGAGAACUUCCGUCUCGUCCCCGUCCGGGCCCGUGGCAGCCUUUGGCGCCGAGCAAUUGUGGGACAUCAGUCUGCGCACCAGCGAGGCCGAUUACGAGGCGGGCAGCAUCCCGGACGAGCUCUCGACUGACUCUCAGUACGCUUGCCGAUAUCUGUGUAUCCGUGGCGAAGAGACCGUAGGCCGGAUCUGUGUAUCCAUGACUGCAGAGGCACGUCCCCCUCAUCACAACGGGAUGCGUUGGAGGAGAUCGGCUCCCCCAGGCGGCGGAUAACGGCCGUCAGUAUCAUGACAGAGGAACAGGUCGCAUCAGAAGCGUCAUCAAUGGAUCAAGCCUCGUACAGGCGUCGGUCGGCGGAGUUUGAGCAGGAUGAACCGUCGGCGGCACCACAGACGGGGGAAGCCGAGAAAGUAGUGGAGGCCUCAGCGCGCAGAGCGUCGCGGCGUGUCUCGCUGCUAGCGGAAGCAGAGGACAGGGACCCAGAACCCAAAGACGCUGCGGCCGGGGAGUCGACCAGCAGGACGCUCGACACGCGCAAGACGUACAGGGAGAGCCAGCUGGGCGUCAUGGGCUUCAGCCUGUCGCGUGCGUCGUCUCUCAGCCACAGUAGCAGCGCCAGCGAAUGGCGCAGGACGGACCUGACGAUGGCACGGACGAUAUCGAUUGCCUGGGGAGUGAUGAUGUUCUUCUCGGCAGCCAUCCAACUCAUACAGCGCCUACGUGGCGAUUUCAUCUGCCCUCACCUCCCUGGAUGGCGGCUGUGUAUGCUCAAGGUGACUGACAAACGGACAGGGAGACAUCAGUGGUGAGGAGCUCCUCUCUCUGUGUCUGUCCAGGUGUAUCCUCCGUAUGGCCGCCGAAAUGGCAAGAGCAUUCAGGGCAUCUGGUCCCCAUGCAACUGCAGGUGAGCACCACACUGAGGACUAGGAUUUCUCCACUCUUCGUCCUCCAUGCGUGUAGAUAUAUCAACAUGGACACGAUGGAUAGCGAAGACGAUGUGAAGGCCUUCGAGUCGUCAGCAAGUGAUUUCUCCACUCUCCAGGUGCGCUCGCUCAGUCGAUUGUCAACUCUCGUCCGCUGCUGGAUUGAUCGACGGAUGGUUGGAUCGAUUUGUACAGGGGAUCGCCUUCCUGCCGUCGGGGCUGCAGCCAGAGGGGCUCCAGAUCGACCGUCUUGAGAUCUCACACCAGAGACACCUGGACUUCCUUCUCGUCGGAUUCGGUGAGACAGGCAGGCCGCAGGCAUGUUGUUGCGUCUUCGGUCAUGCUGACGGCUGGCUGUGCAUACAGGUCGCAUGACCGAACACGCAAUCCCACGGGACCUGAGCAAGCUGACUCGGCUGCAGUACAUCGAGUUCCCGGCAAAUGCCUUCGAGGAAUUCCCCGCCGGUCUCCUGAAAGCGUCAGAUCUGAAAGUUAUCGACUUCAGGCUCAACAGCAUUGCGACGAUCCCGACCAACAUCCACGACAAACUGCCGACGUUGACGUACCUGUAUCUGCCUGCCAACCCCGUGUGCUCGUCGAAUUUUCUGACGGACCCGUCGCACUCGCGGGACUUCCUUGACGCGAUGGAGCGCCUCGACCCGUGCUUGAGGCGGGGCGGCGACCACACGAGGGUUGGACACAGGUGUCUCGAUGAUUGCCUCACUGUCUACGCAAUCUGCACGAAGCUGGACACUAACAAUGACUGGAGGGUAAGCAAGAUCAUGUCAAAUCCGAGAAGUGGUGGGUGUAUCAAUCGGCUGUGUGUCUCAUCCAGUUCUGCUGGGAGGAGCUUCAGGCUGCGGGGCUCAGUAAGGACAGGCAGACAGAGCAUGGGAUGGAUCCCAAGGCCAGCACAUGCUGUGCAUGCAUUCAACACCUUUAAUCUCUCUCCCUGUGUGUGUGUGUGUGUGUGUGUGUGUGUACAUAUGUCAUUCAUGCAGUCACUUACGAGACGUACGUCGGCAUAUUGCGUGACUUCCAGCCGGGUUCGAUUCGCGAGGAGCCGGACGGCUCGGUGACGAUCUUUGAGUGCCCCUCCUGGCGCACACUGGCCAUCUACGCGACAAGCGGCGACAGCGACUGUUUCGACUGCGUCUCUCUGGGCCACAUCGACCCCCUCGCAUACGAUGCACCUAAUCAACUUCCCACGAGCCAAUGAUCGGACAUGAGGGGGAAGGGACAGCGUCAGGGCUCGCUUCUCUCUCUAGGCGGUGUGGUGGCAGCUUACGUAGUGGCAGAAGAUGGGACGGGACGUCGGAUGGUCAGCCUAUUGCUUAGUCUCAGUCAGUGUGUCUUGGGACGUGUGUGGAUCAGAGCAGAGGGCUUCCUUCAUGUAUGUGUAAUGACAUGACAUGUCAUGUGUGGCACUUACUCUCACACCUGAUUGUACACUAAUCGACGCUUGCAAAUCCACCCUAUGAAGUCCCGACUCUGCGCACACGGAUAGAAGAACCUACCGCUGCAGCACGUCUUUGUCUUCAUGCUGCCUGUCUGUGUGUGUGUGCCAGGGCACAUGUUCCUCGAUUG